AUGGAAGAAGCAAAUGAACGAUAUUAUUUACUCGAAAAAGAAUCAACAGAAAUUAACAAAUCUGAUAUUUUAAAUAUUUUGUCAAUUUCUUUAUAUAAACAAGGAAAUUUAAAGAGAGCUUUAAUUAUUAAUGAUAAAUUAAUUGAAUUAGAUCCUUUAUAUCCAAAUGCAACAAAUAAUUCAAAAUUAUAUGAACAAGAAUUAUUAGCUAAUGGAGUUAAUGAAGAAGAUUUUCGUUUAAAUAUACCUCCAUUAAAUAAUUAUAGACCAUUAAACGAUACAUACUAUGAGUCUGUUGAUCGUUUGGCUUAUGAAGAACUCUGUCGUGAAGAAAAUGAAAUUAAUAUAACAGAAAUAUCCAAACUUUAUUGUUAUUACAAAAUGGAUCGUCCAUUCCUUCGAUUAGCCCCAAUUAAAGUUGAAAUAAUUCGAUUCGAACCUUUAGCUGUUAUAUUUCGUAAUGUUAUUUAUGAUGAGGAAAUUGAAAUAAUGCAGAAUAUAUCAUUACCAAAUUUUUUUAGAUCUCCAUUUGGAGAGAUUGUAAAGAAUCGUUCCAAAUUUAGAAUUAGUAAAAGUGCUGUACUUAACAUAAAAACACAUCCAAUUGGUAAACAAAUAGCUAAACGUUUGAAAUUAAUGACUAAUUUAAAUAUGAAGUCUGCUGAACAUUUACAAAUGGGGAAUUAUGGAAUUGGCGGAUAUUGUGAACCUCAUACCGAUUUUCCUCAGAAUACAAACGAUUCAAAUGCAUCCAUGGGUAGUGGAUACAGAAUUGGAACAGUCCUUUUUUAUCUAAGUACACCAGAAAAGGGUGGAUAUACCGCUUUUAGUAAUGUAAAAACAAUUGCUAAACCAACUAAAAAUGAUGCUCUUUUUUGGUAUAAUUUGCGCAGAAACGGAGAUAGAGAUUUAAGAACUAUGUAUGGUUUUCUUUAA
Molecule: messenger RNA, 936 nt
Organism: Meloidogyne enterolobii
Lineage: Eukaryota; Metazoa; Nematoda; Chromadorea; Rhabditida; Meloidogynidae
Source: the annotation of a GenBank genome assembly